AUGAACGCAGCAGGAGCAACUUCUUUUGAUGUGCGCAUUUUGUACAAUGAUAUAUGUUCUAACAACUUGGAGGCAGCAAAACAAAUCCUUGAGCAACAUUCAAGUGCCUGGACGGCAAAACUUACAGCUACAAAUGGAACACCUCUCCAUGUGGCUGCACUUUUUGGACAUGUAGAACUAGUGGAGGAGAUGGUGAAAUUAGCUAGCCCAGAAUUCCUCGAAAUAGUUGACGAUUAUGGCUCUACUCGACUUGCAAUUGCUGCAUCCACUGGAGACACUGAAAUUGUAAAAUGCAUGCUUGAUAAAAAUAGAAACUUACUUGAAAUUCCAGACUUGAGACUUCAUCUUCCUGUUGCAUUGGCCAUUGGUGCUGGUCAGAAAGAAAUGGGACGUUUUCUCUAUAGGGAAACCACAUUGGAAGUAUUGAAACCCCAAAAUGGCUAUCUAGGUUCUCGACUUCUUCGUGCAUGUUUCGAAGUUGGUGAACUUGAUAUUGCUCUGCAUCUACUUGAACAAUGCGAAGAUAUCAUUUUUGUCAUAGACCACACAAAUUGGACACCAGUUGCGAGUAUAGCAAUCUUGCCUUCUGCAGUUGAGAGUUUGACUCUGGACGAUAGAAAUUGGAAUACUUUCUUCUAUGCUAUUGAACAUCGUCAAGCUAAUGUUUUCAGCCUAAUUCACGAGUAUCGCUUCAAGAAUUUAGUAGCAUCAGUGGUAGAUACCGACCAAGAUUUCAUGCUGCAUGUUGCAGCUAAGUUGGGUCCUUCUAAUCGCCAACCUCACCGCUGUCCAGCUCUGCAAAUGCAAAGUGAAAUGCAAUGGUUCAAGGAAGUUGAAAGAUUAGUACCUCCUGGACUGAGGGUAUCUUUGAAUAAUUGGAGUGGGCAAACACCAAAAGACACAUUCAAAGAAACUCACACAGAUUUAAGGGAUGCAGGAGAAAAAUGGAUGAAGGAUACAGCAUCUCCUUGUUCUGUUGUUGGUGCUUUGAUUGUUACCGUCAUGUCUGCGGCAACUUUUACUGUUCCAGGAGGAUACAAUCAAAAUACUGGACACCCAGGAUUUUCACCUCACGUUAUGCUGAAGUAG
Messenger RNA from Neltuma alba, 1089 nucleotides. Its product is annotated as ankyrin repeat-containing protein ITN1-like. The transcript has 5 exons. Gene Ontology annotation, cellular component: membrane. Gene Ontology annotation, molecular function: protein binding. Lineage: Eukaryota; Viridiplantae; Streptophyta; Magnoliopsida; Fabales; Fabaceae. The record is from RefSeq and is a predicted model, not a curated record. Bases 1 to 1089 code for a protein of 362 amino acids.